Callorhinus ursinus (northern fur seal) is the source of this 1551-nucleotide messenger RNA. It is a transcript of the gene NSUN5, whose product is annotated as NOP2/Sun RNA methyltransferase 5. Lineage: Eukaryota; Metazoa; Chordata; Mammalia; Carnivora; Otariidae. The record is from RefSeq and is a predicted model, not a curated record. Gene Ontology annotation, biological process: rRNA base methylation. Gene Ontology annotation, molecular function: RNA methyltransferase activity. Gene Ontology annotation, cellular component: nucleolus.
ACAGAGCCGUAAAGGCGCGUGGGAGCGAAGCAUGGCGCUGUACGCGACCGCGGCGUCUGUGCUGGCGGGCGUGGAAAGCCGACGGGGCUCCAUCAAGGGGCUGGUGUACGCCAGCAGCUUCCAGAACGUGAAGCAGCUGUACGCGCUCGUGUGCGAGACGCAGCGCUACGCCGCCGUGCUGGACGCCGUGAUCGCCAGCGCCGGCCUCCUCCGCGCCGAGAAGAAGCUGCGGCCGCACCUGGCCAAGGUGCUAGUGUAUGAGUUGUUGCUGGGGAAAGGCUUCAGAGGGGGCGGGGGCCGAUGGAAACCUUUGUUAGACCGGCACCAGGCAAGGCUGAAGGCUGAGUUGGCCCGGCUCAAGGUUCAGCGCCGUGUGAGCCGCAACGAGGACCUGUUGCAAGUGGGAUCCAGGCCUGGCACAGCCUCCCAGGUGCCUCGAUUUGUGCGGGUGAACACUCUCAAGACCAGCCUUGAUGAUGCGGUUGAUUACUUCAAGAGACAAGGUUUCUCCUAUCAGGGUCGGGCUUCCAGCCUCGAGGACGCGAGGGCCCUCCGAGGCAGGUGCUUUCUUCUGGAUCCCUUGUUGCCAGAGCUGCUGGUGUUUCCGGCCCAGACGGAUCUGCACGACCACCCACUGUACCGGGCCGGUCACCUCAUCCUACAGGACAAGGCCAGCUGCCUCCCCGCCGCGCUGCUGGCCCCGCCCCCGGGCGCCCACGUCAUCGACGCCUGUGCCGCCCCCGGCAACAAGACCAGUCACUUGGCUGCUCUCCUCAAGAACCAGGGGAAGAUCUUUGCCUUUGACCUGGAUGCCGGGCGCCUGGCAUCCAUGGCUACCCUGCUGGCCCGGGCUGGGGUCUCGUGCUGCGAGCUGGCGGAGGAAGACUUCCUGGCGGUCUCACCCUCUGACCAGCGCUACCGUCAGGUCCAGUACAUCUUACUGGAUCCUUCUUGUAGCGGCUCAGGAAUGCCAGCCAGACAGCUGGAGGAGCCCGGGGCAGGCACCCCGAGCAAGGCACGCCUGCAGGCCCUGGCUGGGUUCCAGCGGCGAGCACUGCGCCACGCGCUCACCUUCCCCUCCCUGCAGCGUCUGGUCUACUCCACGUGCUCCCUCUGCCAGGAGGAGAACGAAGAUGUGGUGCACGACGCCCUGCAGCAGAACCCAGGGACCUUCAGGCUAGCUCCCGUCCUACCCUCCUGGCCCCACCGAGGCCUCGGCACUUUCCCCGGGGCUGCACACUGCCUCCGGGCUUCCCCCGAGACCACGCUCACUGGUGGCUUCUUUGUUGCCGUUCUGGAAAGGGUAGAGGUGCCAAGCUCAGUCCCGCGGGCUGGAGCGGCGGCGCCCGAACCCACGCCCAGCGCAGCGCCGCGGAGGAAGGAGAGACGGCGCCCGGCCGUGGCUCCUGGCGCGCAGAGAGGAAAGCGGUAACCCCGAAUCCCUGGCGGGGGGGGAAGAGAGUGGAUUUCCUCCUUCUGUGGGUCCCUUUCCCGGGCCGUGUUCCUGCUGAGAGGUCUGCCCACAGAAAUAAAAGGCGAGCCACGGAAUAC